AUGGAACCGUCCCCCGUGCCCCCUGGCAUUCCUCCAGCCAAUUCCGUGCUGGGGGACAGCCGCAUUGAUGAUGCUCAUCUCGACGUCUCCGAUUUCCCGUCGACCCAUAUUCAUGGGAACCUGCCCUGGGAUGGUCAGGGCGACCUGGCCUCCCUGAGGACGGCUCGCAAGUCUCGUUUCUGGCACGCCGUCCUCAACACAGCCCACCGAACCUUCAUUCGCCAGAUCCUCGGCCUCAACCCUUUCAAAACUUCGUAUUUUUCUCUGUACCGUCCUUUAACCGACUUUUCAUCUCGUCUUUUAUUGCUUCUCGCCGUUUCACUCUCAGUCGCUGCCGGCCUGCCCCUUCCCCUGAUUGGAGUCGUCUUUGGGAACAUCAUCAAUCAAUUUCCUCCGUCGUCAGCGGAGUUGAGCACCCAUCUAAACCGGCUAAUGGGAAUUGCGGUUGCCUAUUUUAUUGUCACUUGGGGUUGGUCACUAUGCUGGGCUGUCAUCGGGCAGAGAGUUUCGAGGAAAACGAGGGAAAACUUGUUUGAGCGCGCAUUGGGUCUGGAUAUGGCCUACUUUGAUGUGGCUGCGCCGGAUAUGACGAACAUGCUCACGGAGAAGACACAGACGAUUCAGCUCGGGACUUCAGAGAAGGUUGGCUUGUUCAUCGCCUCGAUAAGCUACUUCCUUGCCGCGUUCACUGUAGGCUUCAUCCUAAAUGCGAGGCUUACGGGCGUCCUUCUGGUAACAGUCAUUCCAGCUAUGACUUUGGCUGUCGUCUGCGGCACCAAGCUGGUUACUAGGCUAUCAAAAGAGGCCGACUCUUUCACGGAGAAAGCUGCGGCUGUUGCGGAGAGCGCCAUCAGAUCCGUCCAGGUCGUGCAGGCUUUCGGCGUGUCGGAGCAGCUCGCACAAGACCAUGCCAACUUUUUGCGCUCCGCUCUGCGCAUUGGAAUAAGAAAGAGCAUGGCGGGUGCUUUGAUGCUUGGCAGUGUAUACUGCAUCGCCUAUUCUGCGAAUGCACUGGCCUUCUGGUAUGGCCAUCACCUGCAGGAAGAACAAGUGUCUCAAUCCGGUGGUGCCGGAACCAUCUACGCAGUAGUGUUCCUUAUACUAGAUGCCUCAUUCGUGGUUGGCCAAUUUGGCCCUUUCAUCCAAACUCUAGCCUUGGCAGCAGCGGCGGGUGAGUCCGUAUAUUCCAUCUUGGACCAUCCGCGACCGAACAUCGACGUCUAUUCUACCGAAGGAGUCGAAGCAAAUGAACAGCAUUUCAAACGUGGCCUAGAGCUAAAGCAGGUGUCGUUCGUUUACCCAGCCAGACCCACUGUCCGUGUUUUGGACGAAGUUACCCUCUCGUUUCCUCCUGGUAAAAUUACAGGCGUGGUUGGCCCUUCUGGCUCUGGAAAGUCUACGCUGACCGCCCUCUUACUGCGGUUGUAUGAUCCAACUGUUGGUGCUGUCUCGUUAGGAGGUAUGGAUUUGCGCACCUUCAACAUCAGAAGCCUUCGUUCUCAUAUGGCCCUCGUAACACAAAACCCUGUGCUGUUCACCGGAACGAUCUUGGACAACAUCAAACAUGGCCUAUGCCAGACAGAACUUCUUACAGAAGAAGAAAUUCUCGCGAGAUGCCAUGCAGCGGCGGCAGAAGCUCACUGCGACUUCAUCGACCACCUCCCCGAUGGGAUGAAUACGAUGAUUGGUGCAGGCCACCACUCACAGCUCUCCGGUGGGCAAAAGCAGCGGAUUACACUAGCACGGGCGCUUGUCGGAAAUCCUUCCCUGCUCCUGCUCGACGAGUUCACCAGUGCAAUGGAUGCCACGAGCGAGGCCAUUGUUCUAGAAAAUCUGAAGAGAAGCUCAGCGGCAUCGAAGAGAACUACCAUAAUUAUCGCCCAUCGCCUUAUCACGGUUAAAGACGCUGAUCACAUCCUCCUCAUGAAAGAUGGAACCGUCGUAGAGGAAGGUUGCCACGAAAGCUUGAUUCAUCAAAACGGCGUAUAUGCUGGUCUUAUUCACGCCCAGCAGUUUGAUAAAAAGAAACAACUAUCUUCAGCAGGUUCAUCGAUCGUAUCUAGUAACCGAAUACUGAGGAAGGAGACACCGACCAGAGCGGAAGUCGAUGAUGCGGAACGUGAAAGCUCACCUUUCCUUGCAAAAGUGCAUGAGCCUUUGACGACUACGCAAACCAUUGCGCGGUGUAUCAGAUUGAACCGGAAAGAGAGUCCUGCGAUCGCCCUGGGACUGUUAUCUUCCGUACUGAGCGGCAGCAUCAUCAUGGGCGAAGCAAUCAUUUUCGGAAACCUCGUGGAGCUGCUCAAUGAUCGUUCCGGUUCCGCACAACUCGAUUCUCGGGUCGCUUUCUUCUCCUUGAUGUUCGUCAUUCUUGCUCUCGUCGCAUUUGCGUCGCAUAGUUGUGGGGGCAGCGCCUUUGGGGUUGUUUCUGAGAAUUUGACACUUCGUAUCAGGGACAUUUCCCUCCGUACAAUUCUCAAUCAAGAUAUGUCAUGGUUUUCGAGGCCUGGCCAUUCGCAUCACGAGCUCAUGUCGAGGAUCAACAUGGACAGCGGUCAUCUCAGCGGACUCUCCGGCAUCAUCCUCGGCACCUUCUUCUCCAUAACGACGUCUGUCGUCGGUGGAAUAAUCUUGGCACACAUAGUGGCCUGGAAGAUCGCCAUCGUCCUUCUCUCUGCUGUCCCGCUUAUGAUCCUAGCCGGAUUCCUCCGUCUUCGCAUUCUCGCGAAAAGCGAAGAACGCCAGCAAACAGCCUUCAACUCAGCGAGUGCACUUGCUUCGGAGGCUUGUGCAGCCAUUCAGGCCGUUGCGGCGCUUGGGCGAGAAAGGGAAUUUCUGUGGAGGUACAAGAGAGCGAUACAGAAACCUUACGAGGAGAGCUUGACGUUCAGCAUUUGGGGUAACAUGCUUCUGGCAUUUUCGCUAUCGGUCACCUACUUUGUUUAUGCACUGGCAUACUGGUGGGGCUCCAAACAAGUGCGAGAGGGUCACUACAGCCAGAGAGCUUUCUUCAUCGUCCUCCCUGCCCUCCUUUUUUCUGCGCAAGCCGCCGGACAAAUGUUCAGUCUAGCGCCAGAGAUAACGCGUGCGAAGACAGCUGCUCAAAGUGUCUUUGCCCUGCAUGACGAGCAGCCAUCGAUUGUGACUCAGCACCAAGCCAGCGCAUCAUCUAUCGUCAGACCAGAUGGACGCCAGGUUGACGAUGCCGACGCAGCCGAAGCCGCCGGACGAGGUGAAUUGGAGUUCCGCAACGUGACGUUGAGGUACGAGACAAGGAAAGGUGCAUGCGCGCUCGACGACGUCUCCUUCUCCAUCAAAGCGGGACAGUACGUUGCGUUCGUGGGCCGCUCCGGCGCAGGCAAAUCCAGCGCAAUGCACCUGAUUGAGCGCUUCUACGACCCAACCCUCGGCGCCGUCCUCCUGGACGGUAAAGAUAUUCGACUCGAAAAUGUGCAGGAGCACCGGGCCAAGCUCGGCCUCGUCGAGCAGGAGCCUGACCUGUUUCCCGGUUCCAUCGCUUUCAACAUCGGCCUCGGCGCUAAACCGGGGCACAAGGCCUCGCGAGAGGACAUUGAGAAUGUAGCGAAGAAAUGCGGAUUGCACGAGUUCAUCAUGAGUCUGCCCGAGGGAUACAACACUGAUGUCGGAUCACGCGGCUCCAAACUGUCCGGAGGUCAGAAGCAACGCCUCGCCAUUGCCAGGGCGCUGAUAAGAAACCCCGAAGUACUCCUUCUGGACGAGGCGACGUCUCAGUUGGAUGCGAAUACGGAGAGAGAGGUUCGGGCUGCGAUUAUGGCGGCAGCGAAGGGGCGGACGACGGUCAUGAUUGCGCAUCGGUUGGCGAGUGUGCAGCAUGCGGAUCGGAUAUUCGUUUUCGAGGCUGGGAGGAUUGUGGAGCAGGGGACGCAUGAUGAGUUGGUGGCAGAAGGGGGGAUGUAUGCGGGGAUGGUGAGUGCUCAGGAGUUGGGCUGA
This is a messenger RNA of Westerdykella ornata, 3972 nucleotides long. Its product is annotated as P-loop containing nucleoside triphosphate hydrolase protein. The transcript is spliced from 2 exons. Gene Ontology annotation, cellular component: membrane. The record is from RefSeq and is a predicted model, not a curated record. NCBI's taxonomy places the organism in Eukaryota, Fungi, Ascomycota, Dothideomycetes, Pleosporales, Sporormiaceae. Gene Ontology annotation, molecular function: ATP hydrolysis activity; ABC-type transporter activity; ATP binding. The coding region runs from base 1 to 3972 and encodes 1323 amino acids. Gene Ontology annotation, biological process: transmembrane transport.